Messenger RNA from Cadophora gregata, 5182 nucleotides. RefSeq lists its product as uncharacterized. Bases 95 to 4567 code for a protein of 1490 amino acids. The transcript has 12 exons. NCBI's taxonomy places the organism in Eukaryota, Fungi, Ascomycota, Leotiomycetes, Helotiales, Ploettnerulaceae. The record is from RefSeq and is a predicted model, not a curated record.
AGAUAUCACAUCUCAGCAGGAAAUCUUUCUCAACCAGAACGCUUGCUCAACAGAUAGAGGAGCUAAUCGGUCACUAUAGGUGGCUUCCUUCUCCAUGGAUCAUCAGGAAGCCACUGUCCCUUCACCAGAAGACAACCUUCUUGAGCACUUGCAGCAGUUUCUUUCCGUCAUUGAGACCGACGUGGUUCCACGACUUCUUUUCACACGGGCUGUCCAAAGCAAAUCGUUCUGGGGGUCUAGCGGGGACUUGCAAGCCUCUCCUUGUGAAAGCAUAGUUCCAAGAUGGCUUUUGUCUUCUAUACAAGACGUCGGGGUAUUCAGCCGAGCUAUUCAAAGUCUGUACCACACUGGGGCCGUUGACUUGGACCCCCCUGAGCAGCUUCGUGAUCAGUACAGUAUUCCAUCCGAAUGGAAACAAAAACAUCGAGAAAGGAUUCUGUUGUUGGAUCUUGAAAGACUCCUGUUCGAUGUACUCGCCACUAUGGUGCAGGCAUUCCCGAAUGCUUACACUGAGAUUCUCUGGAAGGAAACAGAAGCCGAGCUAUGGGACAUUGUCAUUUCAACAUGUGUGCCAUUUUUGGCGGUCAUCGAAAUUUCAGACAUUGUCAGAUAUAGAUCGCUAGAAUCAAAAGAUUACGAUUCGGAUAGCCCAACAUUCUGGAUGGCACUGGCUUUUUUCAUCGUACGGGUUGCCACACUCCUUAAGGAUCACAGCCCACCGUCACUGCAAAGUCUACUGAAAGACAUCUACCGACUCCUAGUGGACGAUAGUGGGAAAUCAACUCUUUCAAAUCUUGCCAGCCUUCAAUUAUCGAUCGAUAUUCUAUCCUUGACAGUUUGGGAUAAAGGAGAACAAGGGAACCAACUUGAGAAACUCCAAUCGCUCAGAUCGACUAUCCAAAAUCCAGAAUCUAAUGCUAUCCUUGACUUGGCCUUGGCCAGGUGCCACCGUGAGGUGCCGCAAACUCGUGAUCUUAGCUCACUUUGGGAGUCACCCAAUGCCGGAAACUGGACCGCUUGUGAACUCCUUGCCAAUGCAGAGUUGAGGGGCACAAGACUCGUCAUGGACAUCAUUAAGACGUCUUGGGACGUCCUCCCGCUUUUUGUCCGGGUUUUAAUUGCUCAUCAAGCAAUCCAAGACCACGCCUUUGAUGUUGCUCGAGAGACCCUGGAAGGCUGUAUCGAGGAGAUCACGUUGAGCUUUGGCGAGCGAUCUAUCGAACGUCUGGUCUCUGGAACGCAAUUGAUGAUUUGCUCUAAUUCAAUGGCAUAUGAAGCAAAGACGCUCGUGUUAGCGGAAGGCCUGGCACCGUGUAUCUGCGCUCACCUGACAGAAGGACGAAUGGCUCGAGCUGGAAACUCGGAGACUGAUGUUUGCAGCGUUGCUCAGUCAAUGAGAGGUAUCAAUUUUGCAAUCACAGUUGCAGACAGCUUUUUGGGGCUUGGGGAGUACGAUUUGGCGAAAUCGAUUUUGACCUUUAUCUGGAAAUAUACAAAGCCGACCGAGACUGCUAUGGCUAUGUGCUUGCUUCGGUUACUGAAAGCGAACCGACGACAACGAAACGAGAACUCGGAUUAUGACUGCCUGGCAUAUUUACAAAGUCUAGUUCCACUGCUUAAACAUGUCUCAGGGGAAAUGAUUUUCCAAUGCUUUGAAGAGGUGGUAUGCAAUCUAGAAGCAAUAGAUUCCCUGUCCCCCAACAAUUGGGCCACCUGGAACAAUACGCUUGCACAACUUCUACUCAUGGACGUCUCGAAAAUUCAAAUUUCGAAGCCCAUGAUGUCUUCAAUUGAAAGCUACCGUAAAGAAAUCGUCCGGAAAAAAGAAAAUAUGGAGAAAAAUCUUCGAACACUCGCACACCUUCCUAGUCUUGGCCUUGAGCCUGACUCUUCGUCAACAAUUGAGAUCGAUCUACCCUAUAAUCUUCUCAAGGGAGGAGAGUCACAUUACUUGGUCAGGCUUAAGUCACUGAUCUUGGAAAGCUUGGAAUCUUGUACGCGAUCGCCAGCAAGGAAAAACUCGCUUCACGCAGAAGCGGACAGCACGAACUCUCCCUCAAACGUGGAUAUCGCUAGCAACCAUUUUGACAUCCAAGAAAGACGGUUGGUAGUUGCCAUUGAUUAUGGGACUACAUACACAGGAGUUGCAAUUGCCACUCCAACCGGUUCUUCGGCAUAUCUUGACGAGAUCGAUGUUGUUCAAGAUUGGGGUCCUGGGAUGUGGAAUCAGCAAAAAAUUCCAAGUAUAAUAUCGUACUCGACAGGGACUGAACGUCUUGAACGGCAGUGGGGUGCAGAUCUCAGCCUGCAAGCAUUGGCAAUGGUACACACGAAGCUCCAGCUGGACGUGACCGAUACAGCUUCCGAGCUAGAAUUGAUAUCGGAGAGGUUGGAAGGGAUACACGAUCUCGAUUAUCAAUAUAUUCCUGGCUCGGCUGGUGAUACAUAUACUCGAAAAGGACCUGAAGACAUCGUGCAGGAUUACUUGGCUCGGGUGGUGGAUUACUUGCUUCAAACUAUUCCAAGCUUCACAGGCGAAUUGAGACUGCGCGUUCCGAUAGACAUUGUUGCAACGAUACCAGCUGGUUGGAGUUACCGGGCUAAGAACUCUUAUUACCAGGCAUUGAGGUAUGCCGGUCUAAAUAAGGAUAAUUUUCCAAGAAUGAGCAACAUUCUUUUGGUCUCAGAAGCUGAAGCAGCCGCCGCGUAUACAGCAAGAUAUCUCAAAGAGUCCUGCGGAACAGAUAUAUUGAAGUUAAGGGAGUGCUUUUUAGUCUGUGAUGCUGGUGGCGGUACAGUUGACGUCGUAGCAUAUAGAGUGAAAAGCCUGGAGCCGAUGUUUGAGAUGGAAAGAAUAACAUUACCGACAGCUGCAAGGUGCGGAUCGAUAUUCAUAGACAUGGCCUUCAAGAGAUGGCUGAGUCGAUUACUCGGCCCUGAGCUCUAUUCUCAAUUGGAUGGGGGCCACUUGCUUGAAAGAAUUGGGUCACACGGAAGAGAAGGAGCGCGAAUUCGAUAUUUGAUGAGGCAUUUCGAGGAAUACAAGCAAAAAUUUCGUCAUGGCCAUCGAGCCAUACAUCUGGAUUUGCCGGAGCCAUUCGAAAAUCUUCACAUUGAUGGUAGGGUAGACAGUGGGCAGAUUACGAUAAGUUUCGAAGAUAUGAAAUCAUUCUUUAACCCAUGUGUGGAUUUGGUGUUUGAACUGAUCGCCGGGCAAUUGAUGCAGAUCGAAACUAUGGGACUACGAGUUCGAAACCUUCUUCUCGUUGGCGGGUUUGCAGAAUCGAAGUACUUGCAAGAAGAACUGACCCAGUCACUCACGCUUAGACGUAUCGCUUUGCGGCUACCUGAUACUUCAUGGACUGCUGUCGUACGUGGGGCCGCAAUAAUGGGAAUCGAGAAGUCAAGAUUCUCAAACAGCAUGGCGCACACCGAAAUGUGCUCGACGGGAUACGCAAUAGCUGUGAAUGUGCCUUUUUCGGAGGUUUCACACAAUCCUUCAGACUCGAAUAUUGACCCAAUUACCAAUACAACGAUCGCAACUUCGCAGCUAGAAUGGUUCGUGAAGAAGGACGAUUUGAUCCUCCCCGAAAGUCCUCGGAGAGUGGAGCUGGGGCCUUUUGCUCUGCAAUUUGUGGGGGAGACUUCUGGUAGAGGUACAAUUCCCAUAUAUGGCUAUAACGGAGAGGAAGAUCCGCCCGCAACCCUAUCUCGCUCAAUGUCUGAUCUUACACACAUUCACACUAUCAACUAUGAUUUGAGCAACAUACCGCCAGACGAGUUCACUAAGUUCACCUCCCGUGGCCAAAAAUCACCUAUGCACAUGAUUCCAGUCAUGCUCGAACUCGAGGUUGCAGCUGCUUCGUUACAUAUAUCUCUUCGCAUGAAGAACAGAAAUCUUUAUGUGGCCAAAAUUCAAGGGAUACAAGGCGAUCGUGCAAAAACCCCUGUGUCUCAAAUGAGCCCGUUAUUUUCGCCUUUGAGCAAGCCAUCCGUGCAGUUGCUACUGUAUUUGGCGACUCUCCAAAGACCACAGGUCACACAAGACCAAGCAUCAGCAUCUUCAGCGACAAUCAACAGUAGCAGAGGUACCAAAUCUAAAUUGGGUUUCAAAGGAUUGAAGUCAUUGAGAUCUAAAGACAGAGACACGGUUGUGACACCCCCGAUCUCCGAAACAGUCGUGAUCUGGAGCCCCUCUGCUACUGCUAAGACAUACGAAUUAUUCAAGUCUCUUUCGAGUCCAGACGAUGCAUCUUUGACCCUCUUACCAGGGAAGAGAAGAUCGCCACUAGAUGUCAGAGAACUCAAUGACCUAAUCAGAACAAAGUAUUCUCUGGACCUAGACAUAUGGAGUUUACGUCACUGCCGGCCCAGAGAUAGGGACAUGGUGAAAGACAAGAUGAGGAGAUCCGAUGCAGCUCUGGCCAAGAUCAUGGCUACAGUGAACCUCUGGGAUCAUCUUGAGGACUGGGAAUCCGAGCAGAAUUGGCGUCAAUUACGCGCAAUCAAGGAGCGUUUAAUAAGGAGUAAGAUAUGUCUAUGGUCUGAAGCGCCGCCUUGGGAGUGAUGAUCCGUAUCGGGGCAGACAAUUUUCUGUUUGGCCGUAACUGGAUAGUGUCAAAUUCAACGCAGCGAUUCGGACCUAUUAAAGCUUCAAAUCCGUGACCGACGUCGCGAUUUCUGUGUUCGGCUCCAACCACUUCUCCAAUAUUUGGGUCCUGUCAUGAAGGGGCUUUGCAUGGUGUUCUCUUACGAUUUCUUUUUUCUAUUCUGAUUCUAGUAUCUGUCAGCUCCAAUACUGAUAUCUUCCAAAGACUAAGUCUGCUACUCUUGCAUGCUACAUCUCAUCAAAAGUUUUUAUGCCUGUCCACGAUCAUCUCGAAUGUCAAGGGAAAUCAACCGCAAAAUCAUCUUUGGGAACUCUGUCAUAUCACACAACUUAACAUACAAGAGUUGAGUCUCUGGGGUGUCAGGAUGGAAAUCUUUGGCGAGGGUAGAAUCCUUUCGUGUGGUGGCUGUCUGUUUCAGAUCCUACAACCUCUAGUGUUCGGACAUGAGCUAACCACCACCAAUUGCCACAUUGCACGGGGGUAUAGGCCAAGUUUGACCCAACUCUCCCGCCUUCACUUGAUGAACAUUUGCUUUGCUCCACUAUAAUCUUUCUCAAACGAAGCGAGAACAU